Fraxinus pennsylvanica is the source of this 387-nucleotide messenger RNA. The record is from the annotation of a GenBank genome assembly. NCBI's taxonomy places the organism in Eukaryota, Viridiplantae, Streptophyta, Magnoliopsida, Lamiales, Oleaceae.
AUGCUAGAUAGGAGGCCGAUAGCUUAUUUCAAUAAAAAGCUAAGUAGAGCAGCGCUCAACUAUCCUACAUAUGACAAGAAGCUUUACUCAAUUGUUCGAACUUUUGCGACAUUGCAGUAUUAUCUAUGGCCAAAGGAGUUCGUGAUUCACACUGAUCAUGAGUCAUCGAAGAAUUUGCGGGGUCAAGAUAGAGUUAAGGACUGUGAACAAGGAGAAACAUUAGUAGCAAUGGAUAAAUUGGCAAUAGAGGAUAUAUGGGCCGAAGCCCCAGUGUCUAUAAUCCAUGGUAGUUUAGUUUUAGAGGUCAAGGGAAAGAUACCAGAGAAGCUAUGGGCUGAAGAAAGUCUAUCAAUUGUCGAUAAUUUUCGUCGGAGAGGCCAGAGAUAA